AAUGAUAAACAAGUUUAUUUUUUAUGCCAAAUUUAUUUAUAAUUAUUUAAUUAAAUAGUAAAACAAGUCUAUAAUAAAUGAUGGCAACAAACGGGCCGUCAAUUGUUUGCAAUGAACACAACUCGGGCGUCAAUCCGUGCUGUAAAGCAAUACAUUUGCCUUUACUUACAGACUUAUAUCAAAUAACAAUGGCUUACGGGUAUUGGAAGAGUGAUAAAUGCAAUCAGAAUUCGGUGUUUGACUUAUUCUUCCGGAAGAAUCCGUUUGGCGGAGAGUUUACUGUAUUCGCGGGACUCGAAGAUGUGGUCGCUUUCCUACAAGGAUUUCGCUUUACAAAAGACGAUAUUGAAUAUUUACGCAAAAUUCUGCCCCAAUAUGUGGAGGAAGAGUUCUUCACGUAUUUGUCUAAUAUAUCUGCAAAAGACAUAACUCUAUACGCAAUACCCGAGGGUUCGGUUGUAUUCCCAAAAGUGCCGUUAAUGCGAGUCGAAGGACCCCUUCCUAUCGCAAAUCUAUUAGAAACAACAUUAUUAACAUUAGUCAACUACGCCAGUCUCAUCACAACAAACGCUACGAGAUAUCGGAUAGCAUUGGAUGGAAGAGAUAUUCAACUCUUUGAAUUUGGUCUCCGCAGAGCUCAAGGCAUCGAUGGCUUUAACGGAACGAGUAAUGUAUUGGCCGGUAAGAUGUAUGGCAUACCCCUGAAGGGAACUCACGCUCACUCUUUCGUUAUGUCCUAUACAUCUAUUAAUGAGCUAAAUAUUCGAACUCUGAAAAAUAGUAAAACUGGAGAAACAGUGGAUUUUGUGGAGCGUUGUCUCAAAUAUCAAAAAGAGUUGUCAGAACUUUUAGGAGUUCUACAAUCGGAAUGCAGUUCCAGUGAAUUUGCCGCAUUUAUCGCUUAUGCCAUUUCAUUUCCGGACGCCUUUCUAGCAUUAGUUGACACUUACGAUGUGAUUAGGAGUGGAUUACUAAACUUCAGUGCCAUAGCGUUGGCUCUCAACGAACUCGGGUAUCGUCCGAUUGGUAUUCGUAUAGAUAGCGGAGAUCUGGCCUAUCAGUCGUCGGUGGCCUACGAUUCGUUCUGCAAAAUCGGUGACAAGUAUUCACUCGAUUGGUUCCGAGAGCUGACAAUCGUUGCGAGUAAUGAUAUAAACGAAGACACAAUCAUCUCAUUAAAAGAGCAAAAGCACGGAAUCAAUGCAUUCGGAAUCGGAACACAUUUAGUUACUUGUGAGAGACAGCCGGCACUCGGAUGUGUCUAUAAGUUGGUUGAGAUCGACGGUCACCCGUGUAUUAAAAUCAGUUUAGAUGUGGAAAAAGUGACGGUUCCCGGAAGGAAGAGUGUGUUCCGACUCUACGGCAAAGAAGGCUACGCUCUGCUCGACAUUAUGCAAGGGGUCGACGAGACGGCACCGAAACCAUUGUCCAAAGUUUUGUGUAGAAAUCCAUUCCAAGAAUCAAAGAGAUGUUACGCCACGCCAUCCAAAGUGGAGCCAUUGCUGAAUAUUUUGUGGCAAAACGGAAAAGUUCAGCAAAAAAUGCCAAACUUGGAAGAGAUCCGAAAUCACGUCCAAACGUCUCUCAAUUCGUUGCGUUCAGACAUUAAACGAAAUCUGAAUCCAACGCCAUAUAAAGUGUCGGUUACCGACAAUUUGUAUCAAUUUAUGCAUAACCUAUGGCUAGAGAACGCACCCGUAGGUGAACUCAAUUGACAAACUUUUGAUUUCAAACAUUUACAUACAUCUAAAGUGAGAUGAAAUGCAAUUAUAUUAUUGCCUUUAUAUUAAUUUUUGUUAAUUAUAUUUUUGAAUUAUUAUAUAUAAAAUAUAUUUUUUAAUAUUAUUAUUUGUAAGAAAUUCUAUUGAAAAGAAUGAUUGUUUAUUAUUAAAUUUAUCAUUAUUUCAAAGUAAUACAGAAUUAUAUAGUGUUUAGAUUGACAGCAAUAUAACCCAUGGAAUGCAUGCCGAGUGGGCGCUCUCCCACUCACCCCCACAUUAAUUAUCUCCAAAUAUAUCCGUCCAUCAAAUUGAAUAAAUAUCUCAAAAACUAUGUAUACUUUAAGAAAAUUUUAUUUUUACGGAAUAUAGGAUUAGUAUAAUGUUAUAAUAAG
Messenger RNA from Medioppia subpectinata, 2113 nucleotides. The record is from the annotation of a GenBank genome assembly. Lineage: Eukaryota; Metazoa; Arthropoda; Arachnida; Sarcoptiformes; Oppiidae.